Messenger RNA from Pseudo-nitzschia multistriata, 1419 nucleotides. Lineage: Eukaryota; Bacillariophyta; Bacillariophyceae; Bacillariales; Bacillariaceae. The record is from the annotation of a GenBank genome assembly.
AACUCCCAUCCUCGGACAAUUUCAAACUGCAAAAGACACACAGCACAACUUAAAAGCAAACCAUGCUUGCGAUUCGAUUUAAGGAAGCAUUGGUUUUCAGUGGACUGAUUGCCCUGGCGUGCCAUAUCCAUGCCGAUAAUCCCGAAGAGUCUUCGUCCAAGGCGUCGCCCCGUUCUUCGGCUUCGUCGCCUACGCGACCGUUGGUGUUCGGGAUCUUGUCUCAACCCUUCUACGACGACGAAAGUGAUCACGACCCCGGAGACAACGGGUACAACCAUACUUACAUCGCUGCUUCCUACGUGAGAUGGCUCGAAAGUGGUGGGGCCAGGAGCAUCCCGAUCCCCUUCGACGCUCCUCCGUUCCUGGUAGAGGACAUUCUCGGCCAGGUCGACGGGGUUUUGUUUCCAGGAGGUGGGAGUUCGUUGCCAUCGUCGGCAAUCACUAUAUGGGAAUUGCUCCACAGCGAAAAAUAUUACUAUCCAGACGAAAAGGAAGGAAGGCAAGGCGACCGCAUUCCAUUGUGGGGAACCUGCCUCGGCAUGGAAUUCAUUGUUCAACUCGCAGCUGAUGUUGUUGGCUCCGGUCGCAAAAAUUGCGAAAUGGAUCGUGGUUGCGCCUAUGAUCGGAACAUACUAGAAAAGGGGUACGAUUCUACGAAUGUCAGUUGGCCUCUCCUCGAGGUACGAAAGAGUGGACUCUACAAACCUGACAGCGUUUAUGAAAUUGCAACGACGUACAACGUCACCCUAAACAAUCACCAUCUCGGAAUUUCACCCGAUCGAUUCCGAAACAAUUCUGGGCUGUCUCGACGGUUCGAUAUUACGUCCAUCAACUACGAUCACAAGGGCAAAGCGUUUGUGUCGACCAUCGAGCCAGCGAUGGAAGCUAGAAAUACGACGGAUUUAUCAAAUCCUUCUCCUUUUCCUCCUCCCGUAUACGGCGUGCAAUACCAUCCCGAGAAAAAUUCCCACGAGUACGGGCUCUACCCCGGGACAGCCAUUCCCUACGAGGCCAUCGACCAUUCUCAAGAAGGGGUCGAUUUCAGUAUCUACGAGGCUCGAUUUUUGGUCGACUUGGCUCGGAAGAAUGUCCUGAAUAGAAUCCACGAUGGCAAGAAAGACAACAAGUACAAUAAACCUGACCUCUAUCCAAUGGUAUUCACGUACCCCCGUAGAGUCGGUCAUAAAUUCGAGGAGAAAUACAUCCUGCCUCCUGCAAAGCAUUGGACGGACAAGAUAGAAGCGCUAGACAACAGCGAUUUCAGAGACAGAAAUCCCGAAGACGACGGCGAGAGCGAGGCUGCCAACUCAUGGUAUCGGGAUAAUUGGAAGGAACAGCGACGAGCAGAGAAGUUGCCCUCUUUAAGAGGAAGGCAUGACUAAUUUUCUAUCGCUUAAAACAUCGAAGGAAUAGUUUUUG